Molecule: messenger RNA, 1532 nt
Organism: Corticium candelabrum
Lineage: Eukaryota; Metazoa; Porifera; Homoscleromorpha; Homosclerophorida; Plakinidae
Product: adenosine 3'-phospho 5'-phosphosulfate transporter 1-like
Exons: 1
Coding region: 73-1404 (443 amino acids)
Biological process (GO): transmembrane transport
Cellular component (GO): Golgi membrane; endoplasmic reticulum membrane
Molecular function (GO): 3'-phosphoadenosine 5'-phosphosulfate transmembrane transporter activity
Source: RefSeq, a predicted model, not a curated record
UGAAGAACAAAGAUCAUCACGUCUGUAUCAUUUCUGCUCACACAGUUAACAGAGAUACGCUUUUCUAGUCAAAUGUGGAUUCCUAAAGAGACUCUCGUACGUCCCGUCGUCACCAGAACUCUCUUCAUCCUCUGCCUCCUCAUUGCACUUGCUAGAGGAACGGAUCAUGAAUCAGUAGAACUGCAGACUGCGCAUGUGAACAAACUAUCAAACACAAACAGAGUGAAGAACGUGUUGUCAUCUGACAGUUUUAUUCAUUUUGUGUUGAAUCUGCUCGGCUACUCAACUGUGAUCGUACCAGCAGCUUUCUUGAUUCGUUACCUAAAGAGUUCUUCGUGGCUGAAUCAAGGCAGCGGUCCACUGAUUGAUCUAGUGAAGAUUUGCAUUGUUGGAAAACCGGAUGAUGUUAGGAGCACAGAGGAUGUCGAGAAACAGGGCCAACCGCCCGAAGAGCAACCGAGGGAGACUUUGUGGUGGACGACGAUGCGAUUGGUUUUCUGCUUCGUGGGCUUGCAGGCGUCGUAUCUUACGUGGGGUGUCUUGCAGGAGAGAAUCAUGACUCGGGACUAUGGAGGAGAGAAGUUUACCAACUCUCAGUUUCUGGUCUUUGUCAAUCGUGUUUUGGCUUUCUUCAUUGCCGGUGCCGUAAUAAUGCUCACCAAACAGCCUGUUCAUCGAGCGCCUAUGUAUAAAUACUCCUACUGUUCGAUAUCAAAUAUUCUCAGCAGCUGGUGUCAGUAUGAAGCUCUCAAGUUUGUCACGUUUCCGAUACAAGUUCUUGCCAAGGCGUCGAAAGUUAUCCCAGUUAUGAUUAUGGGAAAAUUUGUGUCGAGAAAAUCGUAUUCGUGGCAUGAGUAUGCAACGGCUGUGUUGAUAUCAAUUGGUGCAAGUCUGUUCCUACUUGCCAGUAGUCAUCACAGCAAAAACAAAGCCACAGAGACAACAACUGUCGGUCUUAUUAUUCUUUUUGGUUACAUGAUCUUUGACAGUUUUACCUCUAACUGGCAGUCAGAGUUAUUCAAGACUUACAAAAUGUCACCCGUCCAGUGCAUGUUUGGUGUCAAUUUAUUCUCGUGUCUUUUCACUGUGUUAUCACUCAUCGAACAAGGCGAAUUUUUCUCAUCACUUAUGCUGCUGCUUCGUCACAAUGACCUCUUCUUCCAUGCUCUCUUACUUUCCAUCUGCUCGGCUUGUGGUCAGCUGUUCAUUUUCUACACGGUGUCAGCAUUCGGCCCUAUAAUCUUCACCAUCAUCAUGACAACUAGACAAGUUAUGAGCAUCUUACUCUCUUGCCUCAUCUACGGACACACCAUCACAACCCAAGCGGGAUUGGGAGUAAUCAUCGUAUUCUUUGCUCUGUCUGUACGAGUAUACGCAAAAAGUAGAACCAGUCCAAAACAGUGAUAGAGAAUUUAGUGUUAGUGCUUUACGAGUGGUCAUAACUUAACACAAUGAUGAUAUUAUUAGUUAAAUGUAUUGACUAGAGCAGCCAUUGUGAUCAUGUUUCUACUAAUUUGUCAUAUUUCAAGAGC